UCCCAUAAAACUACGGAAAGAUUAUGAAUGUUCAGUUGAUGUAGUUUGGUUACGAUAGCAGUCUAUCAUUAUCUAGACUGUGGCGAAGACAUCUUGAAAAUGGUUAUACAACUCCUCGUCAUCGCUGGCUUGGCUGCGCCUUGGUCUGUGGUGGCACAGCAGUGUCCGCUCUCUGUAGUGUCUGUCGGCGACGCUCAAGUAGAGACGCUGAGGAACAGUCGCAUGGAACUGGCAGUAGACCUACUACGUUCUAUAGCUUCUAAGGAUCCGACCCAGAACGUAUUCCUCUCACCGUACAGCAUUUUCUCGGCCUUCCAGCUAUUACUUUUUGCAACCUCUGGCUGUUCUGAGGAUACCUUAAGAAAAUUUCUUCAUAUACCUCAUAACCUGACUAAAAAUGAUGUAGUUGGAAUCUACGCUUUAGAAAGAGAACAGAAUGAGCGGAACAGUAAUACCACAAAUGACUACGAACUCGACAAUGCCAAUAAAAUGUACGUACAGCAGGGCCUUGGCAUAAGAGAUUGCAUAAAACAUAUCUUUUCAACUGAAUACUCUGUGGUAGACUUUAACAAUGAGUUGGAGUAUACGCGUAAAAAAAAUAUAAAUAAAUGGAUCGAAAUGCAAACAAGAAACAUGAUUGUGGAUUGUAUACCAGAGGGAUUUCUAGAUAAGUCCACAUCACUACUAUUGGUGAACGCCGUUUACUUCAAAGGAUUAUGGAAGUCGAGAUUCAAUAAAGAUAAGACUUCCCCUGAAGAUUUUCACAUGGCUAAUGGAUCUAAAAGACAAUCUGAAAUGAUGAACAAAAGGAGUAGUUUCAGAGCCGUAUUUUCUAGCAGUUAUGGAAUACAUGGAUUGGAGCUGCCGUAUGAGGGGGAUGAUAUCAGCAUGUUCAUAAUUUUGCCUGAACAAUCUCAUGCAACAGCAUUACAAGAUUUACUGAGGUCAUUAACUUAUGAACGACUAGAGAUGAUUCUAAAUCAGAUUUUACACAGUCCUAUGAAAACAAUGGAUGUUAUUAUUCCGAAGUUUAAAACUGAGAAGAAAUAUGAUCUCAUACCGAUAUUAAAGGAUUUCGGAGCAGAUGAGUUACUUGAGUUUGUCGACCUCAGUGACUUUGUUAAAACGUUUAAAGCGUUUAAAUUGGAUAAGGCCAUCCACACCGCCAAAAUUGUUGUAGAUGAGCAAGGCACGGAGGCCGCGGCCGUUACAAAAUUGUCAUUCGUUUUGAUGUCGUCGAGGUCGGAAAAUUAUCCAGUAUUUCGAGCAAAUAGGCCUUUUUUGUAUUAUAUUUAUAAUAAUGUAACAAGAACGCUUCUAUUUUCUGGUGUGUUUAACUCUCCAUAAAUACGCUUGGUCCUAACACAUUUUUAUAUUAAUGUUAUUAAUACUGAAUGUUGUUAAAGUGUACAUGCUAUAUUUAGAUUCAUAAAAAUGUUAUUUUCUCUAUAGAUUAUUGUAAAUAUCUUUGUUGCACUUAUCAUUUCAAUAAAACUUGACGAUGACCUAAA
Messenger RNA from Homalodisca vitripennis (glassy-winged sharpshooter), 1511 nucleotides. RefSeq names its product serpin B3-like. Lineage: Eukaryota; Metazoa; Arthropoda; Insecta; Hemiptera; Cicadellidae. Gene Ontology annotation, molecular function: serine-type endopeptidase inhibitor activity. The coding region runs from base 100 to 1347 and encodes 415 amino acids. The transcript is spliced from 6 exons. The record is from RefSeq and is a predicted model, not a curated record.